AUGUUGCCCGUGAUCUUUUUCAUAUUUGCUAUAUGCGAUGCAGUAUGGAUCGAUGAAGAGUACUGGACAACGGUCAGUAAUGAUGGAUCCUUACUCGGUGAUCGAACCGUUAAAGAUUUCCUGACAUUUCAUACCGUUCAUCUCAAAGUACCUACAAGGAGAGCAUACGUCGCUUUUUGGGUAAUGUAUGACGAACUUGGCCAUUAUGAAACAUUUGGACAUGCUUAUUUGGUUCAAAACGGAGUUUGUGCUCGUUUUGUGGAUCGUCAUCACAAGGCCAAAACGAUCUGUGGCGGUUUUCGUGUGCUUUCCAGGAGUAAUAAUAAUGGAAAUUUAGCAUUUAAAUUCGUACAAGCUGGACAAGCUAACAUUCAUGAAGCACUGGAAUAUCGUAGCAGACAAGUAGCCAAGAUUGUAAGUUGGGCAAAGAAUGAAGUGUGGUAUGGAAGUGCUCGCAUGAGGGAAGCAUUUGCCGAAGGCAUCGAUUAUGAAAAUGAAUAUGUUAAGAUAUCUUAUGUUGAUGAUCCCUUCUUUUAUCAACAAAAUGUUUAUAUUCUCGUAAGCUGCAAUCCGGAUGAUCAGGAAGCCGGAAAGUCACAAUACUACGCAUAUUAUCAUGUUCUAAAUGAAGAAACAAGUGGCAAUCAAAAAUCACGGUUUGAUCAGCAACACCAGCGAAUAUUACGCCAUAAACAACAGCUAAAUGAACAACAAAUUAAACGUGAACUACAAAAUGAUGAAAAUGAAGAACAGCAUAGAUAUGAAUUACAAGAGUAUCAACAAAGAUAUCAAACGGCAAACGAACAGCAACAAUUCUCAAUGGAUGAUGAACCCGAUGAAAAGUGGAAAUUUUAUCAACAUUCCCGACGACUUUAA
Messenger RNA from Cercopithifilaria johnstoni, 876 nucleotides. The record is from the annotation of a GenBank genome assembly. NCBI's taxonomy places the organism in Eukaryota, Metazoa, Nematoda, Chromadorea, Rhabditida, Onchocercidae.